Molecule: messenger RNA, 4255 nt
Organism: Etheostoma cragini (Arkansas darter)
Lineage: Eukaryota; Metazoa; Chordata; Actinopteri; Perciformes; Percidae
Gene: tp53i13
Product: tumor protein p53 inducible protein 13
Exons: 10
Coding region: 111-1973 (620 amino acids)
Cellular component (GO): cytoplasm
Source: RefSeq, a predicted model, not a curated record
GACAUUUAUCAUACACUGGCGAAGUAGCUAAAAGUUAUGGAACUAGAGGAGCAAACGGAAUCUAUGGCAGCCAUCUAAAUAUGCGUCUGUCUGGUCAUAAUUGAAGGACCAUGCCGAGCCAAACGACGUCCCCGCCGCCGCUGACAGUGACUGUGUUUGCAGCACUCUGGGUCAGUUUGGGUCGGUGUGGUGUGUCUCUGGGACCGCCGGGAUGUGACAAUGGAAAGCUGUCUUUGGAUAGGGACCUGCCUGCUGUUUAUUGGGACUGUCCAGGGUCUACUACUUCGCCAGUAUCUCCUCAGAGACGUCCCAGUAUUGACACGGUGUAUGAUCCUGUGCCAGCCAGGCAGAUCUGCAUGGAUACAUCUAUUUCCUACAACCAUACCAUUCCCAACAGUGGAGCGUACAGACCAGUAAGGGCAGAGUGUGGAGAGUACUUGUACUGUCCUCCUCAACGGUGGCUCAAUAACUUGCACCACGGAGCAUCUGUUUUGCUGUACCAUCCCUGUGCGCCUCUCCAUGAGCGUCUCCUUCUGUCUGUCCUGGCCCGCUCGUGUCUGCCAGACCACAUUCUAACCUCACAUCCUCAGCUCAAUGAACACAUGCCAAUUGCCUUGGUGUCAUGGGGUCACACCUUGGAGCUGGCCACCGUGACCUCUUCAGACGUCUGUAAUUGGCUGGAGACCACAACAAACACACCAAAACAGUUUGGUGGUUUGAGCCAGAGCAGGAAGUACAACCUGUUGUUAAUCCGGUCAGCCGAGCAGCACCGGCAGCAACAUGCACAUCCAGAGGAACACUUCGCAAAAAUGAAGUCUCUGAGGCAAUGCUGUGAGCAGACCAUCUCUUCUCUGCUGACUGGAGCGACGGAGAUAGAGUCCAACCUGAAGAAGGAAAGAUUGAGACAAAUGAAAGAGGAAGGAAAAAGGAGGCAGAGAAGAGCUGCCAUUAGAGAAAAACAAGACAAUGUUAAGGAGGAGAGCGCGAGACAAAACACACUAACACACCAGCCCACCAACGGUAAGACAGGGAGUUUCCAUAACUCCAACGGUACAUUUGGACCAUCAGCAGGUCCUCUUCCAGGCAACAGGACUCUCUCAGAUCCUCCAGGUUCUAGGGGAGCUCCUUCUAAAUCUAAGAUCCAGAAUACAAAUCAGAGCCUUAAACCAAUGGCCACAACUCCUUUGGAGUCAAAUAUGUCUGACCUCAGAAACUCAAACCCCUCUGGUGGGGUGGAUCUUGGUGCAGAUGGUGUGAACAGGGAACAUAAUGAUACCGCGAGGCCUGAAGCCCGGGUCCUCGGUUCCAAAGAUAAAGGUAUAGACUCAGCCAAGCAGAGGGACGACUACUCUGUUGGACACAGCCCGAAAGAGAAAAUCUCUACAGAGAAAAACUUUGAUAAAGGCAACACAGCAGAUGGCACAAUGAAGGUCAAUGAAGUGGUGAAUGUUAAAGAGAGAGAGUUGGAACAUAAGCAAACACACAGUGACACACACUCUCAACACAAAAGUGAAAAGAUUGGCUUUGGUUCUGUUUCCAAAUCCCAAUCAGAGUCGCCACCUCAGCCACAACAGCACCAGAACCCACAGUCAGCCACUUCCCUGCCCAACAGCCCCGACUGUGGCAGCUGCAAAGGAGCAGAACACUGUGACUGCAACAAGGCGUCAGGGGCCUCGGCCGCUCUCGUGAAUAAAGGGUGGCUGAGGACCCCCAGGACAAACGAGGGAGUGUGGGCAGCAGCAGCACUGGGCUUCCUGCUGAUUCUCCUGACCCUGUCAGUGCUCCACACACGCCUGUACCGCCACUGGAGGACCGCACCCAGUCUUUACUGGCACGACCCUCAACAGGACUACGACAGUGUGGCAGAUGUGAUCCGCAGGAGGCUACGAAUUGCAAACAGGAGGCGGAAAAGGGGCAGGAGACAGGAGUGUGUUCUUCUGCCCAGCUCCUCCAGCUCAGAAGAACAUCUAUAGAAACAUGAAGGACAAAUCCCAGAGAACGUAGAGGACGUGGACAAUACUGGCAACAACCUGUCUAUCAAAAUAGUUACUAGAUAACCUGAAAAGCUCAAGCUGAAAUUCCACAAAGCUGCUCAAGGGUCAGUUAGAUCCUGUUUCCAGAUUUAUUGGGUACAGAGUGAAUUGAAAGAGGUCCUCUUACAUUUUUGUUUUUUUGGGGGGACCAUCUUUAUACCUACUUUUCCUUGUGAAGGAGGGAGAACAGAAAAACAUGUUUUGACCAUCCAAAACAAGUGAUGUGUUAUAAACCGCAAGAACACAACUAAAUUAUUUCUCUUUCAAAUAUUGUAUGUUUGUCAUAGAUUUACCAUUUAAUAAUAUUGUAACCAAAACCACAGUUCCCAAAUAACAAGCAUCAAAGAAUAUUGACUAAUGAGUACUGGUACAACCCUCAUCAGUCCUGUGGUUCUGGAUCAGUCCUUUGGGGACAUCCUCACAAAGAGAAGCCCUCAGGCUUUAUUACAGAAAGUGACCUUCACAUUGUAUGUAUUUGUAUUUGUUCCAAUACUCAUAAUACUCUCCUACACAUUACACAGUGUAUUUGUCUUAGUUUGCUCAAUGCAUGUACAGUAUAUCUUUUAUUGUUCUAUAUUUAGUCUGAAAUUUGAUUUUAUAAAUAGUUUAAUAGUAAUAUUCUGUUGCUUUUACCUGUGAAGGUUUAGUAUGUGAAUAUGUUGCUGUUCUAAGCAACGCUGUGUGCGGUGUUAGUUUUAAUUUAAAUAGUACAAGCUGUAUUUUUGGACAAGCAUUAGUGAAGGAUUUUUUAAAGACAAACUCGUCACAGAAGCGUUGAGGGCGUGGACUUUUGCUUGAAACUAUUUUUUUUUUUGGAAUGGAUGUCAGGAUGUUUUCUCAUAUCUUUUAUGAACAUAAGCAAAUGUUAGCUUGGACCAGUUAUAGCCGGACCGAUAACUCAAUUUUUACCUGAUGCCAUUUUUUAAGGAUCCCUUAAAUUUUUUUGUUUUGAAGAAUUGUGACAAAAAUAUGCACUGAUGGGGUCAUCUUACUGUAGAGUAAUACACUUUCUAAAUAACCUCAAACUUAUCUUUAGCAUUUCUGCGACUCUACCAAUAUAUUGGCUGAUUUGAGUCUAGCUCUAACUCAAAUCUUGAGAAGGAAACAAGAGAAAUGCAUUUUACAGACACAUGUACAAUAAAAAUAAGACCUUAUUUAAUUGGUUCCUAUACAUAUUCUAAAUGCUAUGGUGGGUUGUAGUGGUCUUAUUGUAACUACAUACUUUUACUUUUGUCAGUUGCUUUUUCUAGAACUUGUCAAUGGAAGUAAAAUCUAAGGCACUAACAGUGGUGUGAUUGUCUUCAUUAGUAAACUGCUAGUAUAAAACCAGCUCAACAAUGUAAAAAUAAUUCACCUUUAAUGUCAAAAUUGUUUUUUUUUAGUAGAAGUUUGAUUCUUUUAUGAAUAGAAAGUGCAGUAUGGUGCAGUUUUUCGUUCCCUUUGCUAAAAAUGUCAACAGCAUCAUUUAGUUCACGUUUUCUCUAAAACUGAAAGGUUUCAGCAAGACUGAUACUGUUUACACAUUACAGAGAUGUUAAAACACGCUUGGUCUCUAUUAGAGUGAGCAUUUAUACAGUAAAAAUAAAUGUGAAGGUAUAUCAAGGACAAUUGACUUGUUUUACUAUUUUAUUACAAAUGUACAGCUUAUGAGUUUCCAUUACGACUGACCUUUUUGAGUCAUUGUUUUCUCUACUUUAUACAGUUUUAACAUCUUCUGUUAAAAGAUAACUCCAAUCACCCAUCUCCCAAUCUGUAGAGCUGUAAUGACACACAGGGACAGCAGCCGCACAGGCCACAGUGCACCGCCAAUGGCUGAGUAUCAGAAGGGCGUUUGUGUGCGUGUGUGUGUAUAAUAAACUGGCUGCAGAUUUAAUGUUUGUACUUUGUAGAAGGUUUGGUCCAACUGAUAAGUUGAGGGUGUGUGUUUGAUGAAUCUUGGACAGGAUUAAGGUGUAGAAAGUGUUGGACAUGAAUUGACGGAAGCAUUUAACAUUCAUACUAGAGGCCCCCUAUGUAGUGUCUACUAACCCGGAAAAGGACUAGGCCAUGUGCGUUUUAGACCCUUCUCCUGACGUUUUGAGAUGACUGUAGUGCUUAGCCAAAGUGCGCUUCAGACCUUUUCUAUUGCCCCACCCCGAUUCAAACCCUGCAUCCUGCACCUAAUGUACUUGUGCUAAGACAUUUGGGAGCGUGCAGUACAAAUGUGGAUCCUACUAUAUCCA